Alternaria arborescens is the source of this 1002-nucleotide messenger RNA. RefSeq lists its product as hypothetical. The record is from RefSeq and is a predicted model, not a curated record. Bases 1 to 1002 code for a protein of 333 amino acids. Gene Ontology annotation, molecular function: protein binding. The transcript has 2 exons. NCBI's taxonomy places the organism in Eukaryota, Fungi, Ascomycota, Dothideomycetes, Pleosporales, Pleosporaceae.
AUGCCAGAGUUCGAUAUCAUGCCCGGCAAUCCCAAGUAUCCGACCGUCACCAGCAUCUCGAAUAAGCAAAUUGAUUUGAUCAGUAAUGCAAAUCCUCAAGCCAAAGACAAACGAGUUUUUGGGUGGGACAUGCUGGUCUUCGACAAUUCUAUAAUAUCUGUGCUCGUCGGAACAGGCAGUGGCAAAGCAGACUUUCGUGUGCAUAAGACGCUCUUUACAUCCAGAUCCAAAUUCUUCGAGCGCGCUACUAGCAACGACUCACAAGGGAAAGGUGAAUUGUUAGUAACGCUACUAGAUGAAGAUUCCCAUACUUUUCGUCUAUACCUCAACCUCGUAUACGCAAAUCAGCUGGUCACCAGAGGUCCAGAAGAGUGGCCGACGCUGUGUCAGCUAUACAUGUUGGCGGAAAAACUACAAGAUACCAAAUCCAAGAACCAGAUCGUUGAGGGAAUGUACAGUUUCUUGAAUGAGCUUCUCUUCAAACCCUGGUCACCUUCUACCAGAUCGAAACAUUAUCUCCCUGCUGUAGCAACGGCAAUGCUGUUCGAGGGUAUGACCAAAACAAGUCGGGUCAGGGCGCUCCUUGUGGAUUUCUACGCAGACUUUGGUGACCAAAUCUUGCUUCGGGAGGCGAAGGCAAUAUUGCCGGUCGAUUUCAUCUACGAUGUUGCCGUCCGAUUGUUGGAAAAGCGCGGCCAUGUUAUCUUUGGCUCACAAAUGGUGCACCCUCCGUCUUACUACUACGAAUUCAGGAUUUCUUUGCCAGAGAAUACUGGCACUGUCACCAAAGAAACAAAGGAGGCCUCGAUAGACGAACGGAGCGACACGGUCAAUGUUGCUAAAGCAGUGGGGAAGGACUCUACAAAAACUGACGGAAAUUCCAAAGCUACCAAGCCUGACCCGAAGCUUGGAAGUCUACUCGGGACAGCUUCUCAUGUGGGGACACCGGCUGCGGACAAUGCACUACCGCUCCUCAAAGGGCUCGCAACGACAGUGAAAUGA